AUGAAUUAUUUAUUAAAUUUUGUACAUGACUUUAGUUUAAAAUGUCCAUUCUUUCCAGAGAAAUCACUUGAAACAUUAAAGGAUUAUAAAUAUCAAGCUAUUGAUAAUUCUAUUGUAGGGAAAUACUUUUAUCAAGAUUUUAUUAUUAGUCCAGUUAUGAAUCAUUUAGUACCAAAAUGGAUUGCACCAAAUGUAAUUACAACAAGUGGUGGAAUAUUUAUUGUAUUAGCAUUAUUCACUGUUUAUUUAAGUAAUGUAUUUGGAUCAUUUACACAUCUUAUUAUUGGUCUUUUGUUUUACAUGUAUGUAUUAUUUGAUACUCUUGAUGGUAAACAAGCACGAAAAACUGGAAGUGGUUCUCCACUUGGAGAAUUAAUGGAUCAUGGAGUAGAUGUUCUUGUAAUGGGAACGUUAGCAAUUAUUCUUUGUCAUGAAUUUAUGUUAGACCAAUUCCAAACAGCAUAUAUUUAUUUUAUUGGAUUUACUAUUUUCUAUUUACCACAUUGGGUACAACAUCAAACAGGAUGGAUGAUUUUUGGACCAGCAUCAAAUCCAAUUGAAAUGGUUCAUUUAUAUUUAGUAAUUGAAAUUAUUAGAACAAUUAAUGGAUGGACACCAGAAAUUGUUAAUAAAGCAACAAUCUUUGGUAUUCUUCCUAUGCCAAUGUUUUUAAUGAUUUUUGCAACAAUCAUUUUAGGAUGUACUAUUGUUUCUUCAAUUAUUGAUGUUAGAAAUGAAAUAAAAAAGAAUCAAAAAGGAUGGAAAAAACCAUUAUUAGAAUUAAGUUCAUUUAUAGCUACUUCUCUUGUAGCACUUUCUAUUAAUUAUAUUCAUAUUGAUAAUUUUAUUUGUGAUCAACUUCGACUUGUAGGAAGUGUAUGUUUUGUAGGAAUGUUUGUACAAUGGUAUAUUGUUACUCGAUUAUUACAUUUACCAUCUCCACCUCUUUAUAUUAACUUUUAUGGAACUAUUAUCAUUUCAUUCAUAAUAAAUAUUAGUUAUUUUAUGGGAAGAACAAAUAUUGUAAAUAUAUUUGCAGUUAUAUAUUUUGGACAUUCAUUCUUUUGGGAGUCAGCAUUAGUUAUUAAUGUUAUUUAUUAUUUCUCUAAAUAUCUUCAUAUUCAUCCAUUCAAAAUAACACCCAAACAACAAGAUUAA
This is a messenger RNA of Entamoeba histolytica HM-1:IMSS, 1158 nucleotides long. Its product is annotated as CDP-alcohol phosphatidyltransferase family protein. Gene Ontology annotation, molecular function: phosphotransferase activity, for other substituted phosphate groups. The record is from RefSeq and is a predicted model, not a curated record. The coding region runs from base 1 to 1158 and encodes 385 amino acids. Gene Ontology annotation, biological process: phospholipid biosynthetic process. Gene Ontology annotation, cellular component: membrane. The transcript has a single exon. NCBI's taxonomy places the organism in Eukaryota, Evosea, Mastigamoebida, Endamoebidae.